UCUGUUGCGCCUCAGCACCUCCUGCCUCGCGGAUGCCCAAGCCCGCCAGCAUGCUCACCCGCAUCCUCCUGCUCUUCGCCGCCGUGGCGCUCAGCCUCGCAGCCAACCCUUGCUGUUCCAACCCAUGUCAAAACCAAGGCGUGUGUAUGACCAUGGGAUUUGACCAGUACAAGUGUGACUGCACGAGGACCGGAUUCUACGGAGAAAACUGCUCGACUCCUGAGUUUCUGACCAGAAUCAAGCUGCUCCUGAAGCCCACUCCCAACACGGUGCACUACAUCCUCACCCACUUCAAGGCGGUCUGGAACAUCGUCAACAACAUCCCCUUCCUGCGGAAUUCCAUCAUGAGAUAUGUGCUGACGUCCAGAUCACAUCUGAUCGACAGUCCGCCCACAUACAACGUGCACUACGGCUACAAGAACUGGGAAGCCUUCUCCAAUCUGUCGUACUACACAAGAGCCCUGCCGCCCGUGGCUGACGACUGCCCGACCCCCGUGGGAGUGAAAGGGAAGAAGGAACUUCCUGACUCUAAAGAGCUUGUGGAGAAAGUUCUCCUGAGAAGAAAGUUCAUCCCUGACCCCCAGGGCACAAACAUGAUGUUUGCCUUCUUUGCCCAGCACUUCACGCACCAGUUUUUCAAGACGGAUCAGAAGCGGGGACCAGCUUUCACCAGAGGACUGGGACACGGGGUGGACUUAAGCCAUGUUUAUGGUGAAACCCUUGACAGACAGCACAAGCUACGCCUCUUCAAGGACGGCAAAAUGAAAUACCAGGUAAUCCAUGGCGAAGUGUAUCCUCCCACAGUCAGAGACACGCAGGUGGAGAUGUUCUACCCGCCCCACGUCCCCGAGCACCUGCGCUUCGCUGUGGGCCAGGAAGUGUUUGGUCUGGUGCCUGGUCUGAUGAUGUACGCCACAAUCUGGUUACGGGAGCAUAACAGAGUGUGCGAUGUGCUCAAGCAGGAGCAUCCUGAAUGGGACGACGAGCAGUUAUUCCAGACAAGCAGGCUGAUACUGAUAGGAGAGACCAUUAAGAUUGUGAUUGAAGACUACGUGCAGCACUUGAGUGGCUAUCACUUCAAACUCAAGUUCGACCCGGAGCUGCUUUUCAGCCAGCAGUUCCAGUACCAGAACCGGAUCGCCUCUGAGUUCAACACACUCUAUCACUGGCAUCCACUCCUGCCCGAUGCCUUUCAGAUUGACGACCAGAAGUACAACUAUCAACAGUUUCUCUACAACAACUCCAUCCUGCUGGAGCAUGGACUUACGCAGUUUGUCCAGUCAUUCACCAAGCAGAUAGCUGGCAGGGUUGCCGGUGGGAGGAACGUUCCACCUGCAGUACAGAAAGUAGCAAAGGCCUCCAUCGAUCAAAGCAGACAGAUGAAAUACCAGUCUUUCAACGAGUACCGCAAGCGCUUCUAUCUGAAGCCCUAUGAGUCCUUCGAGGAACUUACAGGAGAGAAGGAGAUGGCUGCGGAGUUGGAAGCACUCUACGGCGACAUCGAUGCAAUGGAGCUGUACCCUGCCCUUCUGGUGGAAAGACCUCGUCCAGAUGCCAUCUUUGGGGAGACCAUGGUAGAAAUGGGGGCUCCGUUCUCCUUGAAAGGCCUCAUGGGUAAUCCUAUUUGUUCCCCUAACUACUGGAAGCCAAGCACGUUUGGUGGAGAAGUGGGCUUCAAAAUUGUCAACACUGCCUCCAUCCAGAGCCUCAUCUGCAACAAUGUGAAGGGCUGCCCCUUUACGUCAUUCAAUGUUCCAGACCCCCAGCUCACCAAGGCGGUCACCAUCAACGCGAGCUCCUCCCACUCCCGGCUCAAGGACAUCAACCCCACAGUCCUCCUGAAGGAACGAUCCACCGAACUGUAAAGUCUACUGAGCAUAUUUAUUUAUUUAUGAAUCAAUUCUCUUAACUUAAUUAUUUAAUAAUAUUUAUGGUUAAAUCCUCAUGUUACCGAACAUCUUCUGUGACAGAAGGCAGUACUUGUUGCAGAGAAAGAAUUCAUACUUGUGAAAACAUUUGUCUCACUACCUUAAAGAUGCAUUUUCUGCAAGUUUUCAUUGUUUUUUUGUAAACCAGUGGGAAAUGAAUGUUUGACACCUUUUUACUUGAAUUUAAAUCUAUAUUAGCUAGAGUAGGGGCAAAUCAAGGGUGUCUGAACACUGAUGUCACCGUGGGAGUGUCUGUCAUAUCUCAGCGUCUUCCACGAUGCAUUAGAAGGAAAGAACAUCCUUAGAUUUAAAAGAACUUUAGAAAAUCUUCCCUUUCAUCAAAUAAAAAGAGAUACAGGUCUUUUUUGGGGGGAGGGAGGAUUUCCUAAAUCAGACAUUUCCAACAAUUUCAUGUCUGCCUUGAAGCAAUAAUUUGAAAUUUCUAAGAUCACAGAGUAGAAUCAUUUUUAAAAACUUAUUUUAUUUUGUACACUAGUCAUUAAACUGCCACCCACAUCAUUGAUUGAAAUCUGUAAAACCAGUGAAAGUUCUGUUACAACCUGCUGGUUAAAAUGUUGCAUAAGAGAUUCUGCUUUUUUCACCAAGAGUAAAAAUUCUAAUGUGACUGUUACAACUUCCUUUCAAAUAAAAAUGCCAAAAGUAUUCAGGGUGUGGAACCAUUGAGGAUCUGUCUUAAAAUAAGAAUAUUUUACAUAAAUUCCGGAGUUUGCUUUUGUGCCUAGUAACAAACAGACUCUAUAGUAGCAAGAGAUUCUACAUUAACAAUCAGCAAUACAAAAGGAAGAAAGCCAAAAUACUGGAAAUUUAGGCUUGAACUUGUAAAAGAGCCUGUGUGGUCCAGGCCGGGUGCCACAGGCUCCCUGUGAGGCUCAGGACUUCUGAGCUGGCUUGGGGAUGAUCAAUUUCUCACAUUUUCUGUUGCACAGUGUGAUUAGGCAGUGGCCUGGAGAACUGCUUCCUCAAAAUCACGUACGUCUAGUUCUGAAUUUAUUGUCAACUAAAUCUUGAUUAGCUGUGUAUUUGAACCAAGCCAGGCCACCUGCACACUGCUCCUCCUACUGUUUUUCUUACAGCUAAUUGGCAUAUUUCUUAUGUUUUGUUGUCCUGGUUUUAAGAUGGCAAUUCUUUCUACAAAUUUAGCCAGUGUUUUCUCACUUGGAAUGUGUAUUUUUCAGGAAACCUUACGCUCAGGACUACUGUUUAGUUCCUCUUAAGAGGAAUGAAAGGGAGUAUAUACACUCUUAGAAAUAUAAAUAAAAACUAUGCACUUAUCUUAAGUGCAGGCAGAGGAUUUUAUUUAUAAAGAACUUAAACUAUCCGAAACUAAGGAACCUACAAAGACGCUGGUACAAAGAAGAACUGAAGGGUUCUGGACAGGAGGAAAUUACAUUACUAUUCAACCAGGGCUGCUUCUUGUCCAGAAACAGAGCCAAACGGUUCUUUGUCACUCUCAGAGACAAUGAGAGCGGUACUUCACAUCUCGCUGUCAGCUGACAAUUAAUGGUACUGUAUAUUACUGAACUUAGUAAGGAUAAUUAUGUCUUAUUGAGACAUAAUUGUUACAAACUGUGUUUAAGCUUACAAUCAUUUAUUUUUUUCAUUAAGUCAGAAUCAAUAUCUUUUUUGUGAUUACCUCUCAAUUGUUGGGUAAGCAAUAAAAUAGGAUGAUUAGAUUAAGAAUGUGGGUCGAUUGGAGGGAAUACUGAGAUAUUUCAGAUUGGAGUUAAUUAUGUCUUUUUGAGUUCCCCAUUCCCCAGCCUCUACAGGGACGCUGUCAUGUUAGUCCAGACAUGACAAAACAUUGAGCAUUUAUCCAUUUUCAGAGGACCUGUGGGCGGAUGCUUCAUUGAUUUUUCAAACAUCAUUUACUGAUCAAAUGUUCUGUAUAAAGUGUGGUGGGUUUUGAUGUUUUUAAAUCAACCAGUGAUUACAGAUAACAGAGUAUUUAUGCAAGUUAACUGAGAAAUAGAUCUUUUAGGAAAAGGGAAGAAAUCAAAUUAAUUUCAUUAAAGAAGCAACUCGGGAAAUCCUUUAUUAAGAUUUUAUUUUUAUAAAGUUUUGUGCCUAAGAAAGAAAUAGUCAAUAUUAGAAAGACAUGUAUAAGAAUGGCCAACUUCACUGAUUGGGAGACGGGAUUAAGAAAGGAACCCUUGCUAUGUUAUCAUCUGCUGGCUGAACCUCGGGAUU
Messenger RNA from Ochotona curzoniae (black-lipped pika), 4136 nucleotides. RefSeq names its product prostaglandin-endoperoxide synthase 2 (gene PTGS2). The transcript has 10 exons. Gene Ontology annotation, biological process: cyclooxygenase pathway; response to oxidative stress. Bases 33 to 1865 code for a protein of 610 amino acids. Gene Ontology annotation, molecular function: peroxidase activity; prostaglandin-endoperoxide synthase activity; oxidoreductase activity, acting on single donors with incorporation of molecular oxygen, incorporation of two atoms of oxygen. Gene Ontology annotation, cellular component: cytoplasm; neuron projection. NCBI's taxonomy places the organism in Eukaryota, Metazoa, Chordata, Mammalia, Lagomorpha, Ochotonidae. The record is from RefSeq and is a predicted model, not a curated record.